This is a messenger RNA of Nerophis ophidion (straightnose pipefish), 4798 nucleotides long. RefSeq names its product BAF chromatin remodeling complex subunit BCL7A (gene bcl7a). The transcript has 6 exons. Bases 105 to 683 code for a protein of 192 amino acids. Lineage: Eukaryota; Metazoa; Chordata; Actinopteri; Syngnathiformes; Syngnathidae. The record is from RefSeq and is a predicted model, not a curated record.
GCGCAUGCGCACUGGCCCCGCUGUGCGCUCCACUGUUUUGCAUUGUGUCUCGGAAGAGCCGGCGAGUCGUCCCCCUAGUAAAACCGUCUCAACCCACCGCGGCAAUGUCGGGCAGGUCGGUCCGAGCGGAGACCCGGAGCAGGGCCAAAGAUGACAUCAAGCGGGUGAUGGCCGCUAUCGAGAAAGUACGAAAAUGGGAGAAGAAAUGGGUGACAGUCGGGGACACGUCCCUUCGUAUCUACAAGUGGGUUCCAGUGACGGAGCCCAAAUCGGAGGACAAAAACAAGAACAAGAAGAAGGGCAAGGAUGAGAAAUACGGCUCUGAGUUGACCACUCCAGAGAACAGUUCGUCCCCCGGGAUGAUGGACAUGCACGAUGACAACAGCAACCAGAGCUCCAUCGCCGACUCGUCGCCCGUCAAACAGGAAACCAGCUGUAGCACCAGUCCGGCACCGGAGUCCACUACGGCGUCUCAUCGCGAAAACGAGGCCAAGACUGAGCAGAGUUCUGACGCCAAGAGAGGGAAGAACACGUCGUCGUCGGAAGUUCCCGAUCGAGCGCAAAGCGUGAAGCGAGAAGGAGAGAAAGACGCCUCGGACAGCAAAGUCAGUCAGGACGUGGAUGAAGAGGCCCCGCCCACCAAGAAGAGCAAAGUGGAGUGUCCGGACUUUGAGGAGAGUUAAAGUUGGGGCUUCUGGACUCACUCACGCCCCCUUCUGUCCAAAAGGGGACGGUACUCCUCCACUAAAGAUGGAUCCUCCAUUGUCAGCCUCGCCAAACGUGCUUCCUUCCACGUCUGACCAGAAGGGCGGCGCCCGGGUAUCCGCUUUUGAGGGAGGGGGCGUCCAUGCUCCCCUUAGACCGAUAUUCUUUCUUUUUUACGUGUUUAGGAAGUUUUUCUCAGGAGGGUCGAUGCACUGUUACCAUGUUUGUCACCAUGGAUCACACUUUAGACGGAAGCUUCUUCUCGGACGAAGAAGGUGCCUGCCUUGCUGGCUUUUUUGCUGCCAUCCUUUAGCUUUGGUGUUUGCCUUAAAGCUGUCAGUCCUCGUAGCUUUAGCACGGCUGUCCUUUAGCUAAGCAUCGAGCCUGGAAGCAAGUGGCGCCUUUCACACAGAACAAGUCCACCCGAGAAAGUGUCUCCUUUCACACAGAACAAGUCCACCUAAAAAAGUAGCUCCUUUCACAUAGUAUAAGUCCACCUUACAAAGUAGGUCCUUUCACACAGAAGAAGUCUACCAAAAAAGUAGCUCGUUUCACACAGAAUCAAUCCACCAAAAAAAGUAGCUCCGUUCACACAGAAUAAGUCCACCUGAGAAAGUAGCUCCUUUCACACAGAAUAAGUCCACCUGAGAAAGUAGCUUUUCACAAAGAAGUCCACUCGAGAAAGUAGCUCCUUUCAAACAGAAUAAGUCCACCUGAGAAAGUAGCUCCUUUCACAUAGAAUAAGUCUACCCAAGAAAGUGGCUCCUAUCACACAGAAUAAGUCCACCUGAGAGAAAAGGUCCUUUCACACAGAAUAAGUCCACCUUACAAAGUAGGUCCUUUCACACAGAAGAAGUCCACCCCAAAAAAGUAGCUCCUUUUACACAGAAGUCCACCAAAAAAACUAACUCCUUUCACACAGAAGUCCACCUGAGAAAGUAGCUCCUUUCACACAGAAUAAGUCCACCUGAGAAAGUAGCUCCUUUCACACAGAAGAAGUCCACCUGAGAAAGUAGCUCCUUUCACACAGAAGAAGUCCACCCGAGAAAGUAGCUCCUUUCACACAGAAUAAGUCUAACUGAGAAAGUAACUCCUUUCACACAGAAGAAGUCCACCCGAGAAAGUAGCUCCUUUUAAAUAGAAUAAAUCCAUCUGAGAAAGUGGCUCCUUUCACACAGAGUAAGUAGCUCCUUUCACACAGAAGAAAUCCACCCGAGAAAGUAGCUCCUUUCAAACAGAAUAAGUCCAUCUGAUAAAGUAGCUCAUUUCAAACAGAAUAAAUCCACCCGAGAAAGUAGCUCCUUUCACACAGAAGAAGUCCACCCAAGAAAGUAGCUCGUUUUAAAUAGAAAAAGUCCACCUGAGAAAGUAGCUCCUUUCACACAGAACAAGUCCACCCGAGAAAGUAACUCUUUUCAAACAGAAUAAGUCCAUCCGAGACAGUAGCUUCUUUCACACUGAAGUCCACCCGAGAAAGUAGCUCUUUUCACACAGAAUCAGUCCACCCGAGAAAGUAGAUCCUUUCACACAGAUGUCCACCCAAGAAAGUAGCUCCUUUUAAAUAGAAUAUGUCCACCUGAGAAAAUAUCUCCUUUCACUCAGGAAAAGUCCACCUGAGAAAGUAGCUCCUUUCAAACAGAAUAAGUCUAUCCGAGACAGUAGCUCCUUUCACACAAAAGUCCACCCGAGAAAGUAGCUCCUUUUAAAUAGAAUAAGUCCAUCUGAGAAAGUUGCUGCUUUCACACAGAGUAAGUCUACCCGAGAAAGUAGCUCCUUUUACAGAGAACAAGCCAAACCGGAGAGAGUAGCUCCUUUUACACACCAAGUUUACCCGUUGCUUAGUGUGUCCCUGUUUUGUAUGAACAACACUAAUGCAAGAAGGGGGGGGGGGUAAGAAUUCAACCCGGCUAUAUUCCACCCGAGGUUUUAACGGAAACAAAAAGCUGCCUGAGUGAAAGGGAAUAGCAAAAAGCCAGGACAGGGGCGGCAAGAAACACUCGACAUUUUAUUCACCACGAACCGUUGUGUUGAAAUGGAUGGUCGCCGUUCUCCGAGACGUCGGCCACCGAGUAUUUCUACGUCCUGUAUGAAAGGUACCCUCGGUUAAAAGCGGCUUCCAGGCUGGAUGCUAGUGGACGCCAGGAGGAUGUGUGCGUACUGGCGGUCAGGCAAAAGUGUGGCUCUGCGACACGGCGGCCAGCAAGAUGGAUUAGCAAAUACCUCAUUCACGUUAGCAUUAGCAUUGUUACACUCUCACUCUUCAACUUUGUAGCUCACGAGCUAAUGAGCCCACUUUCUAAUUCAUGUCUUCAUUAAGCCCAGCCCACUUUCUUAUUCAUGCCUUCAUUAAGCCCAGCCCACUUUCUUAUUCAUGUCUUCAUUAAGCCCGGCCCACUUUCUUAUUCAUGUCUUCAUUAAGCCCGGCCCACUUUCUAAUUCAUGUCUUCAUUGAGCCCAGCCCACUUUCUUAUUCAUGUCUUCAUUGAGCCCAGCCCACUUUCUUAUUCAUGUCUUCAUUGAGCCCAGCCCACUUUCUUAUUCACGUCUUCAUUGAGCCCAGCCCACUUUCUUAUUCACGUCUUCAUUGAGCCCAGCCCACUUUCUUAUUCAUGUCUUCAUUAAGCCCAGCCCACUUUCUUAUUCAUGUCUUCAUUAAGCCCAGCCCACUUUCUAAUUCAUGUCUUCAUUGAGCCCAGCCCACUUUCUAAUUCAUGUCUUCAUUGAGCCCAGCCCACUUUCCAAUUCAUGUGUUCACUGAGCCCAGCCCAGUUUCUAAUUCAUGUCUUCAUUGAGCCCAGUCCACUUUCUUAUUCAUGUCUUCAUUAAGCCCAACCCACUUUCCUAGUCAUGUUUAAGGCCAACCCGCUUUCCAAUUCAUGUGUCUAUCAAGCCCAACCUACUUAUAUUCAUGUGAUCACUGAGCCCAACCCACUUUCUUAUUCAUGUGUUCAUUGAGCCCAACCCAGUUUCUCAUUCAUGUGUUCAUUAUGCCUAACUCACUUUCUAAUUCAUGUGUUCAUUAAGCCUAGCCCACUUUGUAGUUCAUGUGUUUAUUAAAUCCAACCCACUUUCUAGUUCAUUUGUCCUUUAAGCCCAGCCCACUUUCUUAUUCGUGUUCAUUUAGCCCAUCCCACUUUAUAGUUCAUGUGUUCAUUAAGCCCAGCCCACUCUCUAAUUCAUGUGUUCAUUUAGCCCAGCCCUCUUUAUAAUUCAUGUUCAUUAAGCCUAGCCCACUUUCUAAUUCAUGUGUUCAUUAAGCCCAGCCCACUUUCUUAUUCACGUGUACAUUGAACCCAGCCCACUUUCUAGUUCAUGUGUUCAUUAAACCCAACCUGCUUUCUAGUUCAUGUGUUCAUUAAGCCCAGCCCACUCUCUAAUUCAUGUGUUCAUUUAGCCCAGCCCUCUUUAUAAUUCAUGUUCAUUAAGCCUAGCCCACUUUCUAAUUCAUGUGUUCAUUAAGCCCAGCCCACUUUCUUAUUCACGUGUACAUUGAACCCAGCCCACUUUCUAGUUCAUGUGUUCAUUAAACCCAACCUGCUUUCUAGUUCAUGUGUUCAUUAAGCCCAGCCCACUUUCUAAUUUAUGUACAUUUAACCCAGCCCACUUUCUUAUUGGGUUCAUCAAACCCAAUCCACUUUCUCAAUUCAUGUGUCCAUUCAGCCCAACCUUUUAUACAUGUGUUCAUUGAGCCCAACCCACUUUCUAAUUGAUGUGUUCAUUACACCCAACCCACUUUCUCAAUUCGUGUGUUCAUUAAGCCCAACCUACUUUUAUCCAUGUGAUCACUGAGCCCAACGCACGUUCUUAUUCAUGUGUUCAUUGAGCCCAACCCAGUUUCUAGUCAAUGUGUUCAUUAAGCCUAACUCACUUUCUAAUUUUGUGUGUUCAUUAAGCCCAGCCCACUUUCUUAUUCAUGUGUUCAUUUAGACCCAUCCCUCUUUCUAAUUCAUGUGUUCACAGGGUGAAAUAGUUCCUUUCCCCCCGGGGACCAUUUGUGUUGACUUUGUACAGAUUUGACUUAUUUAUUCCAUCUGUAGUUUGCUUUUUAUCGUCUCAUUCUCUUGUUUUCUUAAUAAAAGUCACUAAAGGUGAA